Molecule: messenger RNA, 1077 nt
Organism: Closterium sp. Yama58-4
Lineage: Eukaryota; Viridiplantae; Streptophyta; Zygnematophyceae; Desmidiales; Closteriaceae
Source: the annotation of a GenBank genome assembly
AUGGAGUUUUUUUCAAGCCUCAUCACAAUGAACAUUCAGGGUCCUGCCGCUUCACGACAUCGUGAUACUUCCAUCGUCGCGAGUGGCGCUUCUAUCGUCGCAAGCGGCGCUUCCGUCGUCGCGAGGGGAUUUCAAGGCAUGUGCCGCUUUGAUUGCCGGAUGAUGGUGAGGAGACCCUUGGUUGGCGCUUGGCGACGCGUUUUUCCCUUCGCGCGGCUCUUCGCACGGCGGAUGGUGGCGAAUGCGGCUGAUGACAACCCGUCGAUGGCGCUUCUCCCGUCGCGCGGUGUUGCUUCGUCCGGGGCAUGGCGACGAGUAUCCCGUCGCACGGCGUCGCUUCGGCGGGAGCAUGGCGACUCUUCACCCGUCGGGCGGCGCUUCGCACCGCGCCGGCGACGCCUCUCAGAUUCGUCGUCGUUUUUCGUUUUGUCAUCUUCCGUUUUGUUCUCGUUCUUCGGCCUUUCUCACUCGUGGCAUGACGUGGUCGAUGCGCAGCCAGGAAUGAAGAAAGGCCAAGACGUCAACGUCAACGUCAACGUCAACAACCAAGACGACCAAGACGACCAAGACGACCAAGACGACCAAGACGACCAAGACGACCAAGACGACCAAGACGACCAAGACGACCAAGACGACCAAGACGACCAAGACGACCAAGACGACCAAGACGACCAAGACGACCAAGACGACCAAGACGACCAAGACGACCAAGACGACCAAGACGACCAAGACGACCAAGACGACCAAGACGACCAAGACGACCAAGACGACCAAGACGACCAAGACGACCAAGACGACCAAGACGACCAAGACGACCAAGACGACCAAGACGACCAAGACGACCAAGACGACCAAGACGACCAAGACGACCAAGACGACCAAGCCAACCAAGCCGACCAAGACGACCAAGACGACCAAGACGACCAAGACGACCAAGACGACCAAGACGACCAAGACGACCAAGACGACCAAGACGACCAAGACGACCAAGACGACCAAGACGACCAAGACGACCAAGACGACCAAGACGACCAAGACGACCAAGACGACCAAGACGACCAAGACGACCAACAAUAG